Molecule: messenger RNA, 1446 nt
Organism: Maylandia zebra (zebra mbuna)
Lineage: Eukaryota; Metazoa; Chordata; Actinopteri; Cichliformes; Cichlidae
Gene: rpl7l1
Product: ribosomal protein L7-like 1
Biological process (GO): maturation of LSU-rRNA from tricistronic rRNA transcript (SSU-rRNA, 5.8S rRNA, LSU-rRNA)
Cellular component (GO): cytosolic large ribosomal subunit
Molecular function (GO): RNA binding; structural constituent of ribosome
Source: RefSeq, a predicted model, not a curated record
AUGUGGGCGGAUCGAUCGAAAUGCCGACAGCAUCGAUACUAGCAUGAUGGAAUGGAUGCUUUAGCUUCGUAUUUUGAGGCAUGUCUGUGCAAACGGCCGUGGCGUCGUCAUCACCCCCAAAGUGUGGCUUGUGCCAUCUUGUGGCAUCACCUUAAAAAUGUCAGAUCUACACAUGAUGCCAUCACCCCCAAACAUCGGCAGUGGGAAACGCUGUGGCAGGUCGAGGCACCAUCUGCUGACGUCAUUUGUCCGCGACGAGGAAUCUACGAUGGCCGAAUCAGAGACAAAAAAGGCAAUCAAGUUGGUUCCAGAGUAUCUUCUGAAAAAGAGGAAGGCAUACCAGGCAAUCAAAGCCACGCAAGCCAAACUCGCACUGCUCGAGAAGAGAAGGGUGACUAAAGGGAAAAUCAAGUUCAAGCGUUUGGAAGAUUUCUUAAAGGAAAGCCACACACAGCAUCGGGAUGACACCCGCAUCCAAAGGGUCAAACAGAGACCAGCUGAAUCACUGCCUCCAGCCAAGAACAAGCUUGCCUUCGCCGUCCGCAUUAGACAGACUAAAGGUGUCAGCCCUAAAGUGAUGAAAGUGAUCCAGAUGAUGAGGCUGAGGAAGAUCUUCAGUGGGAGCUUUGUCAAAGUUAACAAGACCUCCAUCGCCAUGAUGAAGAUGGUGGAGCCUUAUGUGGCGUGGGGAUUUCCCAACCUGAAGUCGGUUCGUGAGCUCAUUCUGAAGAGAGGUCAGACCAGGAUAGGCAGAAGGAGAGUUCCCCUCACAGAUAACACCUUCAUCGAGGAGCACAUGGGUAAACACGGAAUUAUCUGCUUGGAGGACCUGAUUCACGAGAUCUACUCUGUUGGGAAGAACUUUCGAGCUGCCAAUAACUUCCUAUUGCCGUUCAGGCUGUCAGUGGCUCGUCACUCCAUCAAAGACAAAGCUGGGCUCCUGAAGGACCUGGGAAACCCAGGGUACCGUGGCACAGAUAUCAAUGUAAUCAUCAGACAGCUGAACUGAGGAGGAGCACGUGCAGGAUGGACACUGGGUUGGACAUCAGUUUCAGAGACACUGUACCUGUUGAGGAACAGUUGUCACUUCUUUGGCAGAGAAGGUCUUAUUACUCGUUCUGUGGAGGCUCUUGCCUUAUCCUGUAUGAAUUAUGUUAAAAUAUUAAAGUUAACACAUACAUUAAGAUUCCUCAGGUUCUCUGAGGAACAGUCAAUACUUGCUACUUACGCAAGGUUAUUAAUGAAAUGAUCUAGGAGGGCUGUUCUCCAUGCUGAAGCCAGCAGCCCACCUGCUAUAAACUCUUAUGGGGUCUGUAACCUCCAGUGUCAAUAGGUUUAAUGUGUGCAGCAUGCUCACAAAACUGAUUGCUGUUAUUGAAGAGGGUGAUGGAUGGUAUUGAUUUAUGUUAUAAUACUUUGUUUUACAAUUAAAAAAACUAAACUAAA